GCCGGGCCCCCGCCGCAGCCAUGCCGGCCGGCCGGGCCGUGCGCACCUGCGCGCUGCUCGCGCUCUGCCUCCUGGGCGGCGGGGCCCAGGAUUUCGGGCCGACGCGCUUCAUCUGCACCUCGGUGCCCGUGGACGCCGACAUGUGCGCCGCGUCCGUGGCCGCGGGCGGCGCCGACGAGCUCCGGACCAGCGUGCUGCAGCUCCGCGAGACGGUGCUGUCCCAGAAGGAGACCAUCCUGAGCCAGAAGGAGACCAUCCGCGAGCUCACCUCCAAGCUGGGCCGCUGCGAGAGCCAGAGCACGCUGGACACGGGCGCCGCGCGCAAGCCGGCCGGGGCCCCGGCCAAGAACACCAUGGGCGACCUGUCCCGGACGCCGGCCGCCGAGACGCUCAGCCAACUCGGGCAAACUUUGCAGUCGCUCAAGACCCGCCUGGAGAACCUGGAGUACAGCCGCCUCAAUUCCUCCAGCCAGACCAACAGCCUCAAGGAUCUGCUGCAAAGCAAGAUCGACGACCUGGAGAGGCAGGUGCUCUCGCGGGUCAACAGCCUGGAGGAGGGCAAGGGGGGCGCCAGGAACGACACGGAGGAGCGGGUGAAGAUCGAGAGCGCGCUGACCUCGCUGCACCAGCGCAUCAGCGAGCUGGAGAAAGGUCAGAAGGACGGUCGCCCCGGCUCCAAGUUCCAGCUGACCUUCCCGCUCCGCACCAACUACAUGUACGCCAAGGCCCGCCGCAGCCUGCCCGAGAUGUAUGCCUUCAGUGUCUGUAUGUGGCUCAAGUCCAGCGCUGCCCCUGGUGUGGGCACCCCCUUCUCCUACGCGGUGCCCGGCCAGGCCAACGAGCUGGUGCUCAUCGAAUGGGGCAACAACCCCAUGGAGAUCCUCAUCAACGACAAGGUGGCCAAGCUGCCCUUUGUGAUCAACGACGGCAAGUGGCAUCACAUCUGUGUCACCUGGACCACACGUGACGGCGUGUGGGAGGCUUACCAGGACGGCACGCAGGGCGGCAGUGGCGAGAAUCUGGCACCAUACCACCCCAUCAAGCCACAGGGCGUGCUGGUGCUCGGCCAGGAGCAGGACACCCUGGGUGGAGGGUUCGAUGCCACCCAGGCUUUCGUGGGCGAGCUGGCCCAUUUCAACAUCUGGGACCGCAAGCUGAGCCCCGGGGAGGUGUACAGCCUGGCGACUUGCAGCGCCAAGGCCCUGUCGGGCAACGUCAUCGCCUGGGCCGAGAGCCAGAUCGACAUCUACGGCGGAGCCACCAAAUGGACAUUCGAGGCCUGUCGCCAGGUCAACUGAGCCCUCGGCCGGCCUCACCCACCCGUGCUUGUGCGGUGAUGGCCCGUCCGUCUGGCCCCCGUCCCCCGAGCCUGGCGUCCCCCCCUGCACGCGAGGCAGGCCUGCCCCCCUCCCCGCCCGUCUCAGGCAUGCCUGAUCCCAGCACCACCCGCGCUGCGGCUUCGCACCCUGGGAUGUGGUGAGAGGGGACAAGCGCGUGAGUGCACGUGUGUGCACCUGCGUUUGUGUGUGUGCGUGCUUAUGUGUGCACAUGUGUACGUGUGUGCUUGUGAGUGUGUUAACAUGUGCGUUGUGAGUGUACAUGUGGGUGUGUGCAAGAGUGACUGUCAUGAGGCGUGAGGGAACUUUCUCUAAGGGGAGUGUUCCCUUCCCUCCUCCUGGGGCCUGGAGAAGAACCGUUCUGAACUCGCUGGCUGGAGCCCUGUCUGCUCUUUGGCACCUGCUGUCUCCAAGGCCGUGUCCAGCUGUGCCUCCCGCUGACCCCCACCCCUGCCCCCUUUUCCCCUUUUUCCCUCCCUCCUGCUGCCACUGCAGCCCCUUGUGCAUGGUCAGGAGGGACCAGAGGCCUGUGGGCCCUUGCAGGAAGAAUCGUGGAGACAGGAAGCUCAUAUCCAAGAGCCAAGCCUGUGGCUGCUCCUGGAAUAACAGUUGUUUUUAUUUUUUGCUUUCCAGAAUAAUAGUUCUUCCUCACACAGGGUUCUGGGGAGCAGCGUGGACCUGGCCCCUCACCCUGCACUAAGCAGCUGCACCUGCAAACCCCCAUUCCCAGAACCCCAACUUUCCCAUCACGAAACAGCUGUGCAUGCUUCCUCUGGCCCUGGGAGGAGGGAAGAAAGAGUGCAAAUUCGUGCAAGUAUUUAAGUAUGUGUGUUCCUGGAAACGCAUGUGUAUGCAAAUUUGUGUACAUGUCUAAGUAUAUGUGUUCAGGUCUUGGUGUGCAAGUAUGUGCAAACGUGUGCAAGCAUGUAAAUGU
Suncus etruscus (white-toothed pygmy shrew) is the source of this 2271-nucleotide messenger RNA. RefSeq names its product neuronal pentraxin 1 (gene NPTX1). Gene Ontology annotation, biological process: axonogenesis involved in innervation. Gene Ontology annotation, cellular component: neuron projection; plasma membrane. The record is from RefSeq and is a predicted model, not a curated record. The transcript has 5 exons. Lineage: Eukaryota; Metazoa; Chordata; Mammalia; Eulipotyphla; Soricidae. The coding region runs from base 21 to 1298 and encodes 425 amino acids.